AUGGCGGGCGCGGGGGGCGCGGGGGGCGCGGGCGGGGCGGCCCCGGUGCCCCCCUGGUACCACCGGGACCUGAGCCGGGCGGCGGCCGAGGAGCAGCUGGCGCGGGCCGGGCGGGACGGCAGCUUCCUGGUGCGGGACAGCGAGAGCGUGGCGGGGGCCUACGCGCUCUGCCUGCUGUUCCAGAAGCACGUCCACACCUACCGCAUCCUGCCCGACGAGGAGGAUUUCCUGGCUGUGCAGACGUCGCAGGGGGUGCAGGUGCGGCGCUUCAAGACGCUGAGCGAGCUAAUCGCCCUGUACCUGCAGCCCAACCAGGGGCUGGUCUGCACCCUGCUCUUCCCUGUCGAGAGGGAGAAAGAGAAGGAGACCGUGGAGGACAGGGACUACUCGGAUGGAGAGGAUGAGAAGCCGCCGCUGCCACCACGCUCUGGCUCCACCAGCUUCUCCAGUACCUCGGCCGGGCUCAGCCCCACUAGCCUGGGACCAGCCGUGCCGGAGGGGCCGGCAGAGAGUGCCAACGGGCUCAGCAGCAUCUCCCACGAGUACCUGAAGGGCAGCUACACCCUGGACCUGGAGGCAGUGAAGGGGGGGGCCAACAGCCUCCCCCACCUCAACAAGACCCUUGUCACCUCCUGCAAACGGCUGCACAGUGAGGUGGACAAGGUGCUGGCAGGGCUGGAGAUCCUCUCCAAAGUGUUUGACCAGCAGAGCUCCCCCAUGGUUUCCAAGAUCCUGCAGCAGACAGCAGGGCAGAGCGGGGAGCAGGAGCUGGAGAGCCUGGUGCUGAAGCUGUCUGUGCUGAAAGAUUUCCUCUCCUCCAUCGAGAAGAAGGCACUGAAGGCCCUGCAGGAGAUGAGCUCGGCUGCCCCCACCGCCCCCCCCCAGCCCCUGUCCCGCAAGGCCAAGAGCAUCCCAGUGCAGACCUUCGAGGUGAAGCUGGACAUCACCCUGGGGGACCUGACCAAGAUUGGGAAGUCACAGAAGUACACACUGAGUGUGGACGUGGAGGGGGGGAAGCUGGUGGUGCUGAAGAAGCAGAAGGACUCCCAGGAGGACUGGAACACCUUCACCCAUGACAAGAUCCGGCAGCUGAUCAAGUCACAGCGAGUGCAGAACAAACUGGGCAUCGUUUCUGAGAAGGAAAAGGAUAAAACACAGCGGAAAGACUUUGUUUUCGUCAGUGCCCGGAAGCGUGAGGCUUUCUGCCAGCUCCUGCAGCUGAUGAAGAACAAGCAUUCCCACCAGGAUGAGCCUGACAUGAUCUCUAUCUUCAUUGGCACCUGGAAUAUGGGCAGCGUCCCCCCCCCUAAGAACAUCACCUCAUGGUUCACCUCCAAGGGGUUGGGCAAGACCCUGGAUGAGGUGACGAUGGCCAUCCCCCAUGACAUCUACGUCUUCGGCACCCAGGAGAAUUCCCUGGGAGACAAGGAGUGGGUGGACUUCCUGCGCACUGUCCUCAAGGACUUCACGGAGGUCGAGUACCGCCCGGUGGCCAUGCAGUCCCUGUGGAACAUCAAGGUGGUGGUGCUGGUGAAGCCGGAGCACGAGAACCGCAUCAGCCACGUCAGCACCUCGAGCGUCAAGACGGGGAUCGCCAACACCCUGGGGAACAAGGGUGCUGUGGGCGUCUCCUUCAUGUUCAAUGGCACCUCCUUUGGCUUCGUCAACUGCCACCUCACCUCUGGCAAUGAGAAGACGGCACGGAGGAACCAGAACUACCUGGACAUCCUGCGCCUACUCUCGCUGGGGGACAAGCAGCUGAGCUCCUUUGACAUCUCCCUCCGCUUCACCCACCUCUUCUGGUUUGGGGACCUCAAUUACCGCCUGGACAUGGACAUCCAGGAGAUCCUCAACUACAUCAGCCGCAAGGAGCUGGAGCCGCUGCUGAAGGUGGAUCAGCUCAACCUGGAGAAGGAGAAGCACAAGGUGUUCCUGCGCUUUGGUGAGGAGGAGAUCACCUUCCCCCCCACCUACCGCUACGAGCGGGGCUCCCGGGACACCUAUGUCUGGCACAAGCAGAAACCCACAGGGGUGCGUACCAACGUGCCGUCCUGGUGCGACCGCAUCCUCUGGAAAUCCUACCCCGAGACUCACGUCAACUGCAAUGCUUAUGGAUGCACGGAUGACAUCGUCACCAGUGACCACUCACCCGUCUUCGGCUCCUUCGAGGUGGGAGUGACAUCCCAGUUCGUCUCCAAAAAAGGGCUCUCCAAGUCCUCGGAGCAGGCGUACAUCGAGUUUGAGAGCAUCGAGGCCAUCGUGAAGACAUCCAGUCGCACCAAGUUCUUCAUCGAGUUCUAUUCUACCUGCCUGGAAGAGUUCAAGAAGAGCUUCGAGAAUGACAGUCAGAGCAGCGACAACAUCAACUUCCUCAAAGUGCAGUGGUCUUCCCGGCAGCUGCCGACGCUGAAGCCCAUCCUCUCUGAGAUCGAGUACCUGCAGGACCAGCACCUCCUGCUCACCGUCAAAUCCCUCGAUGGCUACGAGUCCUACGGGGAGUGUGUCAUCGCCCUGAAGUCGAUGAUUGGCAGCACAGCACAGCAGUUCCUCACCUACCUGUCCCACCGUGGCGAGGAGACCGGCAACAUCCGUGGCUCCAUGAAGGUCCGGGUGCCCACUGAGCGCCUGGGCACCCGUGAGAGGCUCUAUGAGUGGAUCAGCAUUGAUAAGGACGAGACAACAGCCGGCAAAGGGAAGGUGCCUCUGAGUGCCAGGGCCACCCAGGACUAUGCCAAGUCUGUGGGGCGGAAGCCCACCGGUGCUGAGCCCCCCACUGCCAACCCAGCGAAGCUUCUGGAGGAGCCCGAGAAGGGAAGCACUGCAGCAGGCCCCUGGCCCCCUGCCCCACACCGUGGCACCCCCAGGGACGAGGCUGCCCCGAGCCGGUCCAAGGCAGAGGCGGUGCCAGAGCUGUCGGGGGCUCCCCUGAAGAACAGCUUCAACAAUCCGGCGUACUACGUCCUGGAAGGGGUCCCCCACCAGCUGCUGGCACCGGGGGAUCCCGGCAAGCCCCCCAAGGCCAAGGUGCAGCUGGCGGUGCCGGAACGCCGCCGGCAGCCUUCGGCGUGCCGUGGUGACGAGAGCGAGGAGGAGGAGGAUCUCGGCACCCUCAACCUGCCGCCGCCGGAUUUUCCCCCGCCGCCACUGCCGCGGGAGCUGGAGCUCCCCCCAAACCCCUUCUUUGGCACCCCCAAGGAGCCGCCGGUGCCCGCCGCGCGUGAGGACCCCAAAUCCCACCCUGCUGCCUUUGGAGAGGCUCCCCUGCCCAAGCUGCACCCCCGGCCACCCCCGGCUGCCGGGGCUGGAUUCGGGAUGGAGGGGGCUUGUGGGACCCCCGUUACCGGGGGGCUGCCUGCAGUGGGGGGGCUGCCUGCAGUGGGGGGGCUGCCGGGUGCUGGGGGGCUGCUGGAUGACCGCUCCUGCUCGGUGCUGCAGAUGGCCAAGACGCUGAGUGAGGUGGACUACGGGGGUGGGAAGGGGAGGGUGGCCCCACCCCCACCGCUGCUGGCCAAGGGGGGGCUGCCCCCCCGCUGCCUGCCCCCCGACUAUGGCCGCCCCCUCGCCUUCCCGCCCCACUCCAUCCGGGAGAGCAUCCAGGAGGACCUGGCCGAGGAGGUGCUGGGCCGUGGCGUGGGCACCGUGCCCGGCGUGGGCGAGUGGCUGCGGGCGCUGGGGCUGGAGCGGUACGAGGAGGGGCUGGUGCGCAAUGGCUGGGAUGACCUGGAGUUCCUCAGUGACAUCACGGAGGAGGACCUGGAGGAGGCUGGAGUGCUGGAGCCCGGCCACAAGCGUGUCCUCCUGGAGAGCCUCCAGCUCCGCAAGUAGCUGCCGCCGCACACCCGGCGUCCCGUGCGUCCCACAGCCCGGCAUCCCACAUCCUGCGGCUGCACACCCUGCGGCCCAGCACCCGAAAUCCUGCAGCAACCAAAUCCUGCAGCCACACAUCCCAGACCUUGCAGUCGCGUGUCCCGUGGCCCAGCAUCCCGCGUCCCGCAGCCGCACGUCCCGGGUCCCGUGGGUGUGCAUUCCACAUCCCGGAUCCUGCGGCCGAGCAUCCCGGAUCCCAUGGCCGUGCAUCCCGGAUCUUGCAUCUGAGCAUCUUGCAUCCUGCAGCUGAGGAUCCCUCGUGCCAUGGUCACACAUCCCGCAUCCACGCAUCCCACCAUCACCAGCAGCCAGUGGGAGCUCCGGGACCCCCACGGCCUGCCCCCCAUCUCGGGUGCUGGGUAACGGGAUGGGGAGGGGGGAGGGGGGGACAGGGUGGGUGGUGGGUUCUGGUCAGACAAUUUCACAGGGGGGUCCCUAUGGGGCAUCCUCACAUAUAAGUUAUUUCUUAUUUAUUGGAAGAAGGGCUGGGGGAAGGGCUGUUGAGGGGGAACCCUGGGAGCCCUGGCUCCCCCCACAGCCCCUCACAGCUAGGAGGAGGAGGAGGAGGAGGAGGCGCUGAGCAAAGUCGUGUCUCAAUCCAAGUGCCUUCAUGAUGCCCAGCCAGCACUGGGAUGGGAUGGGAUGGGAGGGCUUGGCCAGCCCCCACGGACAACACUGGGCGGAGCUUAGGGUCUCCAUCCCCACCCCAAGGAUCCUGUCCCCACCCUGAAAGUCCCAUCCCCACUCUGAGGGUCCCUGUCCCCACCCCCAGCGUCUCUGUCCCCACCCCAGGGCACCGAUCCCCACCCUGAGGGUCGCUGUCCCCAACACAGGAGUCCCACCCCUACCCUGUGGGUUUCUGUCUCCACUCCGAGGGUCCCUGUCCCCACCCCAGGGAUCCAUGUCCCCACCCUGGGGAUGUCCCGUCCCCUCCCUGGGAGUCCCUGUCCCCACCCUGGGAGAUGCCCAUCCUCACCCCAGGGGUGCCAUCCCCAUCCCUGGAGGUUUCUGUCCCCACCCCAGGGAUCCCUGUCCCCAUCUUUGGGGGUCCCAUCCCCACCAUGGAGGUCCCUGUGCCCGCCCUGGGAGUCCCUACCCCGGGAGUCCCACUGCAGCAGUCAGAUCAGUGCCUUCACCCAGACCCCACCUCACACCACCAGUGCCUCCGGGGUGUGCCCCCACUCCCAGUUUGCCCAUUAGGUACUUGCUGGGUCCGUCCCCGCCCCGGGGGUCUCUGUUUCCCUCGGGGGCAGUGGGGCUGGCACCCAGGUCCCCCCGUGGGUGCUCAGCCCCCAACCUCACCAAGUGCCCUUCCAGGGGGGUCCCUAGGGUGGGGAUCCCCCAGCCAUGCCUUCCUUGCUGGGAUGACCCCUCCAGACUCUCCCUGUCCCCAGGGGGCUGGUGGGCAAUGCCACCCCCAUCCCCUCCCUCCCCUCACUCCGGCUGAGAUGAAGGAUGGGCCGGCCCCCCCAACAGCCCCCCAAAAUCCCCUGACUGUUUGUUACUGGGGUGUUCGGUGUGAACUUCCCCCCACUAAACCCCUGUCUUGUCGUGCCCUGUGUUUGGUGGUUUUUGGUAAAUCUGGACUGAUUUUUGUUACAUUUCA
Lepidothrix coronata (blue-crowned manakin) is the source of this 5473-nucleotide messenger RNA. It is a transcript of the gene INPPL1, whose product is annotated as inositol polyphosphate phosphatase like 1. The record is from RefSeq and is a predicted model, not a curated record. Bases 1 to 3825 code for a protein of 1274 amino acids. The transcript is spliced from 28 exons. Gene Ontology annotation, biological process: phosphatidylinositol dephosphorylation. Gene Ontology annotation, molecular function: protein binding; phosphatase activity. Lineage: Eukaryota; Metazoa; Chordata; Aves; Passeriformes; Pipridae.